CUAGGAGCCAAAUCCUGAAAUAACUCAGGAGCCAAAUUCUAGGAGUAGGAAAUCAGUAGAAACCCAGUGUUCAGCACCGCCCUAAGGGGCUACAGUGAAGUAUUGCUACAAAAGGCGUUGGCCAAAAGCCAUCAGAGCAGGAUUUCAACUUCUGAUGUUGUUUGUUGAGGAACUCUUCCUGGCAAGUCUCAUUUCAGUUUCGUUUCUCAAAGGUUCCUCAAAGGUUUGGGCUGAGCAGCUUGUGUGAGUGAGGAAAUAGAAAGCUGGCAAGGUGGUGAACCACCCACUAUUUCACUAGACUCCAGUACUGGCCUCUGAAAAAACAAAAGAGUCUUUAGAUUAAGCAGAACCGAUCCCAAAAUAUACACAAAGAAGAUGAACAUGGACUAUUGGAGAGCGGUUUUCGAGGAGCAAAUCGAAGCAGUGAAACCGAGAGAUUCCUGGAGACUGACAAUGGAUCGGAGCCUUGACUUCCAUAAUGUGGAACCUCGGUGGAUGAAAUCACUGCAGGAACAUGCUCAUGGAAGCUUUACAUGUUCACGGUGCUACCACAGCUGGUCCUCACAUCAAGUUGUCGUCUUGUUCCACAUGCACCUGGAGCGAUAUGAUAAACGAGGGUCGGUCAAGAUGAGGACCUUCAGGCAGCAAUGCCACCGGUGCUCUUCAGACAAGUACGAGGAGCCACAGUUCAGCGAGGAGGAUGUUGCCCGUAUCGUUGAGUGCUUGAUCUUCAGCAUCAGAAAGAAAUGCUAUGGGGAACCCUUAGAUGACAGCCGUCUCUUUGAGGUGGUAUAUGAGAACAGGGGCCCUCAUAAGCAUGAGCAUUGUGAAGCUUGUCACCUGGGAAUACACAAUGCACAUCAUAGGUGGCCUAGACGUGGCGGUCACCAUAGGGAGCUUCAAAGACCAGCGUCUCUCCCGGUCAUUCUGCAGGAGAGUAAGGCAGGCUCAACCACUCCCAGCUCCUUGGUAACACCAAAAGAUCAAGCAUUUGCAAACCACGUUGACCCCAAUUAUUGCCAGGCAUGUUGCGCUUCUUUUAUCCUCAUUGCUUUUGUGAUUGCCUUCCUUGUCUACUGGCCUGGGAAUAAAUAGCUGUGAUUUAUGCACCGCAGGGGGUUGGACUAGAUGACUCUAGGGAUCCCUUGCAGCUCUACAAUUCUAUGAAAAACCCAAUGGCACAUUACCAGAAGGUGUUCUCAAGAAGACCCAGGGCGCCUUUGGCAGGGGAAACAAAGACUUCUACCUG
This is a messenger RNA of Zootoca vivipara (common lizard), 1249 nucleotides long. Its product is annotated as receptor-transporting protein 2-like. The record is from RefSeq and is a predicted model, not a curated record. Gene Ontology annotation, biological process: protein insertion into membrane; protein targeting to membrane; detection of chemical stimulus involved in sensory perception of bitter taste. Lineage: Eukaryota; Metazoa; Chordata; Lepidosauria; Squamata; Lacertidae. Gene Ontology annotation, molecular function: olfactory receptor binding.